AUAUAUAUACGCAAAAGUCGGCCACAAAGCUCCACCCAAUCACCAGCUGACACUCUCCCCUCCCUCUUUCUCUCAAGAACGGAACCUGAGCUGCUACUGCCCUUUGCCCUUUGGAGAGAUCCAUCUCUUUUCUAGUGCUCUCGGAGACAGAGAGACAGAGAGAUAGAAGCUCUGCUCAGCUCAGAUAAUUAAGAAUCCGAGCAAGAAGAUCGCCUUUUUGUCCUCCAAGCCCAAGAACAGGGGCUGCUACUAAGCCGGACGCAGCCGCCGGAGAUCAACGAGAGCGAUCCCCCCUGCUGUGCGCUGAGCUGAGAUGAUGAGGGAGUCGUGGAUGGACGUGCUGCCGGCGAUGGACCACUACGCGGCGGCGGCGUCCCGGGGGUGGUUCAUGGCGCCGCCGCCGGCGUGGACGGCGCAGGAGAACAAGCAGUUCGAGCGGGCGCUGGCGGCGCUGGACCUGCGCUGCCCGGACUGGGACAGGGUGGCGCGCGACACGGGGAAGACGGUGCUCGAGGUCAUGACCCACUUCAAGGACCUCGAGCUCGACGUGCGCCAGAUCGAGUCCGGUAUGGUGCCCUUCCCCUUCUACGCCGGCGGCGGCCAUGGCGGCUCGGCGGCCUUCACCUUGCAGUGGGACGGCGCUGGUGGCCAUGGCGGGGCGGGGGAGUUCCGGCAUGGAGGGUACAGGUUCGGCGGAGGGUGCGGCGCCAAGCGGCACGCCGGGCGCACGCCGGAGCAGGAGAGGAAGAAGGGCGUGCCAUGGACCGAGGACGAGCACAAGUUGUUCCUCUUGGGCCUGAAGAAGUAUGGCAAAGGGGAUUGGAGGAACAUAUCGCGCAACUUUGUGCAGACGAGGACGCCGACGCAGGUGGCCAGCCACGCGCAGAAGUACUUCAUCAGGCUCAGCUCAGGGGGCGGCAAGGACAAGCGGAGGUCGAGCAUUCACGACAUCACCACGGUUCACCUGACCGACGACCGGCCUCCCUCGCCGUCCCAGUCAUCCCUGAUCACCAGCAACCAGUCCAACGCACCAUCGACCCCGAGCGUGUCAGUAGGCCAGUUCUCAUUGCCAGGUGACGCCAAGCAGCAUGGUGGAGCCCCGAAUGCGGCCUUCGAUUCGCCGUGUUCGGGGAUGCCGCCUUAUGGGGUGAGCUUGCAAGAUCAAGGCCUGCAGUGUGGGCCUCUACAUGAUCAGUUGGCCCCGAACCGGAGUAUGCUGUAUUAGAUGGCGAUCUGUCGAUCCACCUGGCGCCCACGGAUCAUAUGUCUAGUGUAAUAUGGUCUUUACUUUAGCUUCGGUUACCUGUAUUGGAGUAAUUAAUUAUGGGAAAUUUUCAGAACAUAACAGAGAGGGGAUGUUAUUGGUAGUCCAUAAUUGCUGGUGAUGAUACUGAGGAUGUAACAAAAAAGAGUCCAAGAACUUAUGCAUGUGGUAUUUUCAGACAGUGAGUGACACAGUACUCAAUGCUGAUCAUGUACAUUACCAAGUGGACUUAUUUUUCAAUCUUCAUGGAUCCUGCCUUUUUGGUCA
Brachypodium distachyon (stiff brome) is the source of this 1531-nucleotide messenger RNA. RefSeq names its product transcription factor DIVARICATA. Bases 314 to 1225 code for a protein of 303 amino acids. Gene Ontology annotation, molecular function: DNA binding. The transcript is spliced from 3 exons. The record is from RefSeq and is a predicted model, not a curated record. Lineage: Eukaryota; Viridiplantae; Streptophyta; Magnoliopsida; Poales; Poaceae.